Lachancea nothofagi CBS 11611 is the source of this 1512-nucleotide messenger RNA. Lineage: Eukaryota; Fungi; Ascomycota; Saccharomycetes; Saccharomycetales; Saccharomycetaceae. The record is from the annotation of a GenBank genome assembly.
AUGGAAGACUACAGUGAGAACGGGCUAGAAUACCAAAACCAAUACCAAGAGGCGUACGAUGUGUCACAAGGUUUCAGCAAUGGCGACAGACGAGACAGUGGCAGCACAGGCGUGGAAACGCACGGUAACGACGCCAAAGAUAUUUCACGAUCAGGCAGCACUCCAGCUGACCCUAAUGACAGACCUCGGACCAAAAGAACGCGCGCUACUGGUGAGGCGUUGAUCGUUCUCAAGCGUGAGUUCGACGAAAACCCUAAUCCAAAUGCCCAGAAUCGCAAACGCAUCUCUGAAAUUACAGGUCUGCCCGAGAAAAACGUGCGAAUUUGGUUUCAAAAUAGGCGCGCGAAGCAUCGCAAAUCAGAUCGUGGGACAAGCGGUAGUGGUGGUGGCCCUAAUAGCAGCAGCACUAUGGCUACAAACAACAACAAUGGAAACUCCGAUGUACCCGCUGCUACAGAUAUGAACGCAGCAACAAAUGCAGCAUACCCUGCUGCUGACUUCGAUAGAAUUUCACUUGAGGCCAAUCCCAACUACUGCUUUCUGGAUGUCAAAUCGCUUACAGUGGGCACCUGGAAACGUUUGAAGAGCGGAAAUUUGAAAACGGAGGAAUUGACCUCGAUUAAAAGUCUAUCCAACCUAUCUCCCUUUUCAAUCAAUGAGAUCAUGGCAAACGCUACGGAUCUCAUGGUGUUGAUCUCUAAAAAAAAUCACGAAAUCAACUAUUUCUUCAGCGCUAUCGCUAACAACACCAAAAUUCUGUUCCGAAUUUUCUUUCCCAUAAAUACGGUAGUAGAUUGCUCUGUGACCGCCAGUCCUGAAGAUUUACCUAACCUGGAUAAUGAUGAUGAUGACGAAGGGCAUGUCAAAGAUGACGUACGAGCCAAAGACAAACUCUACGAACUUCGGCUCAACGUUACUAAGUCUCCUACGUUUGCCGUCUACUUUUCUGAUGGAGUAGACCAGUAUUCUUCAAAUCAGUGGUCCAUCUGUGAAGACUUCUCGGAGGGAAGACAAGUGAGUGAGGCUUUUAUUGGUGGAUCCAAUAUUCCUCAUGUUAUUACUGGUUUAGAGGAAUCUUUAAAUUUCAUGAAUGCUACGAUACAAGAUUACAACGGUCGGGAGCGUGAAAUAACGCACAGAUCACAAGAUCCCAUGAAUGCCUCCGAUACACAACCGUUAAUCCUUCAUCCCGAACCACAUGCUAUGGAACAGCAACAACAGCCAUUUUUUGAUGAUUUUAAUGAUCAAGACGGAAUUUACGGAAUGGGAGAACAGAAUAAUUCUCAAUUUGUUUCUUCUUCCACAGCACAACCUCACUCAUUUGCACAGCAUUCCACCACGUCGACAGGAAACGACAAUGUACCGUCUCAAUUUACUGAUUCUAACGUACCUCGAACUCCAGAUUUCUUAAAAUCUGAAAUGGGCAAUGAAGAACAAAGUGGUCUCAAUAAUCUAUUGAUUUUCGAAGACCAGAAUAACGCAAACACUAAAAAUGUUCAAAAUUAUUUCUGA